Molecule: messenger RNA, 5187 nt
Organism: Nylanderia fulva
Lineage: Eukaryota; Metazoa; Arthropoda; Insecta; Hymenoptera; Formicidae
Molecular function (GO): calcium ion binding
Source: RefSeq, a predicted model, not a curated record
CCGCCGCCAGCCGGUCCCGCGACGCGCAAAGCGCGAGAUCAGGAUCGGGGAGAGCGAGAGAGAAGGAGAGAACGUUUGAAACGCAAAAUCUCUAACGAGGAACACUCAGAGCCACGCGAGCGGUCGCGCGACACGGUACGAGCACGGUUUCGACGUCGCGUUAUGUGCGUCGAGAAACGUACGAGCCACGCGAGGCUCGCUUGUGUCUUUUUAUUUCUCGUGGCAAUUGUUCCGCCGCUCGGACUCUGCCAAAAUGCCGGGACACGCGGUACAUUCGGGGACAGGAGGAGAUCGGAUCUUUCCGGGGACGAGCCGGAACACGCUCUGGAAACCCAUCGGCAGUAUAGCCGGGACGCCUCUUCCGAGGGAAUGGAGAUACUCGAGAAACACAGAAGGAUGCUCUCGUCGCGAGGUGUUAUCAAGGAGCCGGGAGAGAUGGAGAUGGAAACGAGAGCGAGGACCCGCGGCGAUGAAGACAACAAACAUCUCCUUUGGCCGGAAAAUGGUGCGAAAAUUCCGCUUCUUCGGCGAAACGUAAAUGUCACAAGCUUGAGUAAGCAACAAGAGGGCAACUUUGGAAACCGCACGCGCAAGAAACGUCGCAGAAGUAAAGCUUCCGAUGUCGAGGAUCGCGUUCCCGAGGACAUUACCGAGGACAGCCGCGAGAACGAGAUAUCGGAUCAAUCGCGAAGGAGGAACGACCCUUUCGCAAAGUCAAGGCCGAGGAGUCGGGAAGCGCGAAAGUCCCGUGCGGAACGACGAAGACGGAAAAAGAAGGACAGAAAGGGACGUAAUAGAGGAGGCAGGAGACUGAACAACGAGAGAAGAACGUACGACUCUUCGAGUUUCGGGAAAUCAUCGAACGUCACCUGGUCGACGGAGGCUGUCAACGAAGACGCGACGACGUCGUCGAGUCUCCGACGUCACUCGACGCUCGAGACGGCUACCAAGAGGCUAACAAGGACGACGCCUCCUCGUCGAGGCGCUUACAUGGUGGCCGACACGGUGGAGAGAGAGUUCUCCAAACAGCUCGAGAUGGAGAUUUCCAAGUUCGCGUCGAAGGACGACGGGAUCUUCGAUGGCUCUCCGAAGAAAUCGAGCGGACGAGAAAAUCGAGAAGAAACGGAGUCGUCGAGCCAGGACGACGAGGAGCCGGUCGCCGCUCCGUCGAGCGGCAAAAUUGAUUUCGGGAACUCGCGUUACGACGCUGAGAGGAUGCUGGGCUACUCGAGGACCAAGGAGGACCUGCCGAUCCUGGAUUUGGAGAACGAGGUGCUCGAGAGGACCCUGAAGGACUAUAACGCGUACAUGAAGCUGAGGCCGAGUUACGACCGACGAUCUCUUCUUCCGUCGGUCCCUCCUCGCACUUCCGGCUCUCAUCCGCCGAGAAAGCCGAUAAUUAAUUCGGACGAGAGCGACGACGAAGAAACAGGCACCGAUGUCACGACGCAGGAGGGAGACGACAGCACGAGCGGUGACUUAUCUUGCAUAAACGGGACGUUUCUGCCGGCGCCUCUAUCUCGCCACGCUCUGAUCAAAUAUGUAAAGUCCUCGACCCCGGGGCACGAGUAUUUGGAAGCCGAUUACGAGUGUGUACCCGGCUACCGUAUGGCAUCCUCCUCGAGCCGAUUAGUCUGCAGGAGCCGUCAGUGGCUCGGACAGGUGCCAAAGUGCGAGAUCAAGCAAAACCCGGACCGGGUAUGCGCCGAGGCAUCCUGCGAGCAGGAUUGCAACGAAAUUAACGGCCGUCCCGUCUGUUCCUGCUACGAGGGAUUCAGAUUGGUCGACGGCAACAAAUGCGUCGACAUCGACGAAUGUUUACUGAACAACGGCCGCGGUCCUUGCCAGGACACCUGCCGAAAUCUCAUGGGAGGGUACAAAUGUUCCUGCGAGGGUCUGCCGAACGCAUCCCUGGCCGGCGACAAUCACACGUGCGAACGUGACAGGCACCCGGGUCCGUGCAGCGUCAACAAUGCCGGGUGCUCCCACACGUGUUUGUCGACGAUGGGUCGGGUGUUCUGCCUCUGCCCCGACGGCUUCAUCCUCGAGGACGACUGGAAGACCUGUCAGGAUGUGGACGAGUGCUCGGUGCCGGAUCUUCAGACGGAGCUCUGUCGCUACGGCUGCAUCAACACCCCGGGUUCCUAUCGAUGCGCCCGACCCAUGGAGCUGAAGAAUCGGCCAAUUUUGGACAGGCUGUCCAUCACUUGCCUGCCGGGUUACGAGCAGACUUCCUACGGGACGUGCAUCGAUAUCAACGAGUGUGGGGUUGACAACGGCGGAUGCGCAGAGGUGUGCGAGAAUACAGACGGUAGCUUCUUCUGCGCUUGCGAUGGGGAUGAAAAAGCCCUGUCAUCCGAUGGAAAAUCCUGCGUAGACAUAAAUAGCAUCGCGUGUCUCCCGUUAAAUCCGGUCGGUCGUGGUUAUUUAAUAUGCUCCCGAUUAGCCACGUCCAAGUUGUGGCGCGACAGGCGAAAAGUGCCCAAUCGACCCGGCACGAGAUGCUUCCUCAAGUGUCCUCGUGGGUAUCAGCUUCGGGGUGAAUACGAGUUGACCUGUCGAUCCGACGGCGCUUGGGACGGAUCGGAGGACGGAAGAUGCGUCCGAUAUAGCAAGCCCCGAUUGGAGUGUCCGAGGGACGUCGUGGCUGAGUUACCACCUGGUAGGGACGAGGCGUUCGUGACCUUCGAUCAGCCGGCGACCGAUCUCGAUUGGUUCCGUUACGUGAGAUCGAAGCCUUCCUGGGGCACCAGACUCGAGGCCAGCCUGAAGCCCGGGAUGCACGAGAUCACCUUCUUCGCGCGACACCCGGUAUCGAAGAAACAAUCCAGCUGCGCGCUACGCAUUAUCGUCAAAGGCGGCGAGGCACCGAAAGUCAAAGACUGCCCGGGAGACAUCGAAGUUGUCGGAGGAAAUGGCACUGCGAUCACGUGGACGGAGCCGACCUUCACGGAUAACGUCAAGGUGACGCGAAUCAGUAACAACGAGAGUCCGGGUCGUCGCUUCGACGUCGGCGGUCACAGGAUCGAGUACGAGGCGAGUGACGACGCCGGUUGGUCGAGCAAAUGCGUCUUCACCGUGGUCCUUCGUCGGGAAUAAGGAGGCUGGAGAGGCAGUAUCAGGACGAGAAUGUGGUGGGUGAGGGAAAGAAAGAGAGAGGGAGAGAAAGAGAGAGAGAGCUCAUGUGCGAAUCUCAAAAAGGCUCAGUACUGGCUCAAUACUGGUGCCAGAGUCGCCAAUACUGGCUGACGUUCUGGGCCGGUAUAAGUUGAGAUCGGGUUCAUUACUGGGACAAUGUCGGAAUGAUAACACGGGUCCCAGUCUCGGCGCCAACUUUGGCCCGACACACAGAGUAUUAGUACAGAGGCAUCGUUGAUUGCCAAUGUUGGGCCAACUCUUGAUGCCAACUUUGGCCCGACACAAAGUAUUAGUACUGGGACAACAUUCGUUAUCAGUAUUGGGCCAUAUUGAUUAGUCUGUAUUGGGCCAAAUCUAACAUUAGAAUAACCGAUAUGUUUAAAAUCAUUAUAAAUUAAUGUUUCAAAAUAAAAAUAUUUGUUGUCAUACACCAACGUAUGGCCCAAUGUAUUCCCAGUGCUGAUCCAGCAUAAUUUUAUCAUCUCAGUACUAUUUCACGUCUCGCCCAGUACUGAUACGAUAUUUGGCUCGGUAUAGAAAAUAUUUUGUGUCAGUACGGUACACAAACAUUGGCCCAAUUUGCUUCCAGUAUACUUGAACCGGUACUCGUGCUGCGGACAAAGUUUCUUGCUUCCCAGUAAUCCGACACGAGUCGACUCAAUACAUGCCCAGUACUGAGACGAUUCUCGGCCAUCGAUACCAAUUACCGAGACUGGUACAGUAUUGAUCUAGUGGUUUAUCCGUACUGGGGCAGUACCACUUAUCAAGUCUUGGCAGCCAAUAUUGUGCCACUUCUGGGCCAUGUUGACAACUCUGGCAGAAGCCCGACAUUCGCACAUGGGAGAGAGAAACCUAGCGAAAAGCAGCGCGGAAGAAUAACGAUAAGGUAAUAUAAAUGGAAAUGGCUACGGGACGCCGUCUCUUCUUACGUAGGCCCCGUAAUGGAUUCCGUUUUGUCCGGCAGGUUACACGUGGAGGGAAAGAGAGAAAAAAAAUGCGACUAGGUAUCUCCAUUUUUUCGCACGCGCGACUCUCCUCCUUUUACCUCCUUUUCUCGACAUCCGCGCGACAGGGGAGACGAAAGUACACCCCCUAACGAGUGUAUAAUCUCUACACUCGAUAGUUUUACGAGAUCGAAUUAUGCGUCGACUGCCACUUUUGAUAGAGUAACGUAACGAUAGAGUAGCGUUGUAACGACGCUUACAAAGAAGCGAUAAUAAUAAUAAUAUUUUACGUAGAGGAGGAGGAUAGAGGGAAAGAAAAUGCGCAAUCUUCCUUAAAAAAAAAAAAAAAGAAAAAAAGAAAAAAAUUAAAAGCCUCGAUGGUUAUAUUCAAUUCAGAUGUUUAUGUUGCGCAUAAAAUUUUCCCGGCGCAUAAAAUUAAACCUCCGAUUUUGCGGCUCGAAAAACUCCCUUCUCCUGUUUCCCCUAGCUCUUCUCCUCCACGUAAUAUUUUACCUUGUAAUAUAAUUUUUAUCGCAACCGCAGACCGGUUGUGCACUCUCCGGUAAUAUAUACAAUGCCGCGAGAUGUAGCGUAAACGCGAAAUUCGCGUUAUCGAGUCCCGGUUUUACGUUAAACGGAAAUUAACACAGCGCGGUUACGUCAUCACUGCAUCCAGCGAGAAUUGCGAAACAUUUACACUUGUGUAUACGAUAUGUAACACACAUAUUCUCCAAAUAUAUCCCGAUAGUAAUUAACGAGGCUCGACCGCGUGUCCUUCGUUUAUUAUCCGCCAAAGUCGAAGGAUUCCUUCCCGUUGAUAAGAUUCCAGCCGAAUUGUGCACCGGCUGACAGGUCAGACAAUAGACAGGAUCAAUGCUGGGUCUCUGUCAAAGUCACGCGAGCGAACAGAAGCGACGUUGGUGUUAAGCACCGGAUAAUGCAAUAUACUGAGCACAGAGAGAGAGAGAGAGAGAGAGAGAUGCAAACACGUUAUAAUAUCGCUUUAUCGGUCUCGAGAUAACGCGUCUCGCGUGAUUUUCAAGUGUCCUAUAGCCAGUGUUGUGCUUAGAUGAUUUGAAAAUUAACUAGAAAGAGAUGAGAUGAA